UAACAAAUGAUGUAAUACCACGUUUCUAGCUGAAGAAUACUUUUCACCAUGUUCCGAUUUGAAUGUUGUGUGUUGAUCGUAUGUGUUGGAAUCUGGGGCCAGGUUUCAACGAAAAACAUGGCGAAUCUACCGGAAAACUGGAAAGACUUCAUCGAUCCGGAGAUUCUGGCAAAAAGUGAAAAAGAUGACGAGUUUACGCGCUAUGACAGCGAUCUGCCGGAAGGAGACAUUCUCGGACUGCAAACGUUGCAACUUGAGCACGCAGCUGCAAACGCCGUCAACGGAGCCAGCUUCUUCUGGCCGAACAACACGAUUCCCUAUGAAUUUUCCAAAAAGCAAAACGCAUUAAUGACAUCAAAAGAAAUGCAGAUUAUUCUGGAAUCAAUGCGCUUAAUUAGUCUCCUUUCCGGGAACUGCGUCAAAUUUGUGGAGCGCGCCGAUGAAGAGGAUUACGUCUCCUUUCAGAAAGGACUGCAAUGUAUGUCAAAUAUCGGUCGCAUCGGAGGGAAACAAGCCGUUGUGUAUUCGCCCGCAUGUCUGAAGCAACACGGUGAUGUGCAGCACGAACUGAUGCACGUACUGGGUUUCUUUCACGAACAUUCGCGAGCUGACCGAGACCAGUAUGUUAUCAUCAUCUGGGACAACAUUGCCAAAAGCGACAAAGACCAGUUUGCCAAACACGAAGACGGAAACACGUACGAAUUGCCUUAUGAUUACGAAUCAGUAAUGCACUACAAGCACAAUGCCUUCGCCAAAGACAUCAUGAUCCCGACUGUUGUACCGACCAGCCGGAAGUCAAAGAUUGGGCAGAACAAAGCGCUGAGUCCUUUGGAUGUUGUAAGAAUACAUCGACGGUUUCGGUGCGCGAUUGCCGACCCGAACAUCUUGGCAGGAGGUGCGAGUAGUGAUAAGGACAAAGAAAAACGGGAUGACUGUCCUGUCGCGAAGUCAAGCCAGGACGAUCAGCGCAACUGUGAAAGCGGCACUGAUAAUGAUGGAAACGUGGAGACGGCUGACACAACGGAAGCAUUUCCGCGGUUUUCCCAGGAGCCAAUGACGUCAGAACAAUGUGGCCUCCAGUUUACGGCCAACUGUAAACCUUCACGAUAUACUGCUAGUAGCUGCGCAACUGGUCAAGAGCUUGCCAUCGAUUGCGGCAAGCUCGUCACUUCGGCAGAAAUUCAGCAAAUCAGCGCCGGAAUCUCGAAAUCUCCGAUGAGAGCAAUUACGGUUGAUCUGUAUGAUGACGAACACAUUACUUUCGACAAUUUUCAAGCAGUCCGGAAGCAAGUGGUUGCAUUGUUUAUCCGCGACUGCAUUUCCAGUCGCACCUCCCAAAAGCUUACCACACUCGGCUUCUCUAAUUUGUUACACUUCUGGCUUGUGAACUGCCACGGUAUGGAGAUAAAGAAAACCGACUUCAGCCAAUCGAACAAGAUCAGAGCGAUUCUUUUCGAAAACACCACUAUUGAAUUAUUAGAACAAGGCACGUUCACCGAUUUGCCAUCUUUGCGAGUGUUGUCUUUAGAGUUCAACAUGAACCCGAUGGCUGCUUUCGGGACACCCACUCUUGAGUACAUGAAGAAACUCCACUGCGGUUGUGAAUUCCAUUGGUUUCGUGAUUGGUGGGAAAAUAAUCCGCAGUUGCUACGAAAGGCCGCGGAAGGCGAAGUUUACUCUAUUCCACAAUCAUGGAUGAAUUCAGCCUAUAGUAAAGAGAAUAUAUAUUUGCCUAUUGACUGCUCCGUAAAUCCAUUCCCUGGUGCACCAGAUUCCAUUGAUUACAGCCGGUACAGAUUCUCAAUCAACGUUCCAGAUUGUACGACUAGUCAUAAUGACAACGAGAAACGGAAUGACAGCCCUGUCACGAAGUCAAGCAAAGAAGAUCAAUGCGACUGUGAAAGCAGCAUGGAUAACGAUGAAAACAAGGACGCCGUUUCUACUUCGGAAAUCUUCCUACAGUUUUCCCAGGAGCCAAUGGCUGCAGAACAAUGUGGUCUCCAGUUCACGGCCAAUUGUAAUGUACCAGGAUAUACAACUGAUAACUGUACAACUACCCAAGCGCUUACCAUCAAUUGUGGCAAGCACAUCACUUCGACAGAAAUUCGCCAAAUCAGCGCCGGAAUCUCGAAAUCUCCGAUGAGAGCAAUUGAGGUUUAUCUUUAUGAUGGUGAACAUAUUAUAUUUAGAAAUUUUCAAACAGUCCGGCUGCAAGUGGUAUUUUUGGGUAUCAGAAACUGCACUUCCAGUCGCACCGCCCAAAAGUUAAACGAACUCCGUUUCACUAGUUUGAUGAACUUCCAGUUGGAAAGCUGCUAUGGGCUAGAGAUAAGGAAAGCUGACUUUAGCUAUUCAAACAAGAUUAGAGCCAUCACUUUCUUUAAUACUACUAUUGAAAUAUUGGAAAAAGGAACGUUUACCGAUCUGCCGUAUCUACGACUUUUGGCUUUAGAAUACGGCAUGCAUCAGAUGGAAGUUUUUGAGAGACCUAUUCGUAAUUACCUGAAGGAGCUCCACUGUGGUUGUGAGUUCCAAUGGUUCCGUGACUGGUGGGAAAGUAACCGGCAGUUGCUGCGCAAAGCCGCAUCAGGCGAAGUGUUCUUCAUUCCAGAUUCAUGGAGGAGCGGAGUUUUUACCAAACAGGACAUUUAUUUGCCUAUUGACUGCUCGGUGAAUCCAUUUCCUGCUGUACCGGCCUCCGUUGAUCAUAAACAGUACCGAUUCUCAAUUAACGUACCGGGCUGUAAGUUUGUUUCGGGUGAAUCACAGUGUUCUGAUAAACUAACGAACUCCAAAGACUCGUUUCUGGCCUUUUCAACUGAUCCGAUGAGCGACGAGGAGUGCGAUAGCCAGUUCACGGCAAAUUGCAAACCAACCGGCCAUACGCAAAGCGAAUGUCUAGUAAAGAAGCAGGUAGAAAUCAACUGCAACCGCAAAGCCAGCUCGGAAGAAAUCGGUCGCAUGCUCACAAGUAUCAACAAGGCACCCUUGCGUCCUGUGCGGGUUGUAUCGUCCGACGACUCUGAACUAUCGUCCAUCAACCUUGGUGAAGUGGGAAAACAGGUUGCUGAUUACAAUCUAAUCAACUGCACAGAUGAAAGGGCAACAGGAAGGCUGCGUGAAAUGCGGAUGCCCAACCUUUUGGAGUACAAUCUGCACAGAUGUCUCAACUUACAUGCAAAAAAGGGGGAUUUCGAGUAUUCUCCAAAAUUACGAAUGGUUGCGUUUUGGAAUUCAACAUUUCGUACUAUCGAAAGUGAUACUUUCUCUCAGUUACCGGCACUGCGAAUAUUGUCACUUGAGGCCGAGAUCAGAAAGGCAGUAACGUUCAACGCAGACAUCAAGGACUAUCUGUUCCGACUUCACUGCAGCUGUGAUUUUGCGCCAUUCCGCAAAUGGCGGAAAGACAACAAGCAGUUACUCCGAGCGGCUGAGAAGGGACAAGUGUAUUGGUUUCAGGAGAGUUACUACAGCUGGCAGUGCCAGUCAAGUGACGUUUUUCUGCCAAUAGACUGUUCUGCAGAUCCCUUUCCUUCUGGACCAAGUUCCAUUAACUUUAGUCAAGUCGAAUUCUCACUGAAUGAGCCUGCCUGCUGAAUUGGUUGUCAGCAGGCUGUUUGAGACGGCAAGAAUCGCAGCCAUGCGGCGCAUCUGCUAAACUUGCUGUAAACGCUGUUAGCAAUAAUCCAUAGAUAUGCAUGUCGAGUUUAUGCAACAGCACCGGUUUCUCAUGAGUUUGUCAAAUUUUUCUUUUUCUUUGUGUCUGACCUGUUCUUUAAAUCUUGUUGAGGAACAAUA
Messenger RNA from Paramacrobiotus metropolitanus, 3798 nucleotides. RefSeq lists its product as uncharacterized. Bases 49 to 3597 code for a protein of 1182 amino acids. The transcript is spliced from 11 exons. The record is from RefSeq and is a predicted model, not a curated record. Gene Ontology annotation, molecular function: metalloendopeptidase activity; zinc ion binding. Gene Ontology annotation, biological process: proteolysis. Lineage: Eukaryota; Metazoa; Tardigrada; Eutardigrada; Parachela; Macrobiotidae.